This is a messenger RNA of Chrysochloris asiatica (Cape golden mole), 1134 nucleotides long. RefSeq names its product butyrophilin-like protein 1-like. The record is from RefSeq and is a predicted model, not a curated record. The transcript is spliced from 6 exons. Gene Ontology annotation, cellular component: external side of plasma membrane. Gene Ontology annotation, biological process: regulation of cytokine production; T cell receptor signaling pathway. Gene Ontology annotation, molecular function: signaling receptor binding. NCBI's taxonomy places the organism in Eukaryota, Metazoa, Chordata, Mammalia, Afrosoricida, Chrysochloridae. Bases 1 to 1134 code for a protein of 377 amino acids.
AUGUUUGUGUCAACAGAGAAGUUCCAGGUGAUUGGUCCCAAGGACCCCAUUGUGGCCGUGCUGGGUGGGGCCAUCACACUGCCCUGCUACCUGUACCCUGCCAUGAAUGCAGAGAACAUGGAGCUGCGGUGGUUCCGGUCCGUCUUUCCAGAAGCCGUGUUCAUCUAUGAGAACCAGCAGGAGCAGAAGGAGGAGCAGAUGCCACAGUACAAAGGGCGGACCUCGCUGGUAAAAGAUUUCCUCACUCAGGGAGAGGCUACUGUACGCAUUGACAAGGUUCGGGCUUCUGAUGAUGGGCUGUACACCUGCUUCUUCAAGAAUGGAGAUUUCUAUGGAUAUGCCUCUUUGGAGGUGAAGGUGUCAGGUGUGGGAUCUGACCCUCAAGUGCACAUUGAAGGACCAGAGGAAGAUGGAAUCCGUGUGGUGUGCACAGCCUCCGGGUGGUUUCCAAAGCCCCAGGUUCAGUGGAGAGACCCGAGUAGAAAAAAGUUCCAGGCUUUCUCUGAGGCCCAUGCUCAAGAUGCUGAGGGGCUGUUCAGUGUGGAGGCCUCGCUGGUGGUGAGAGACAGCUCUGUAAGGAACGUAACCUGCUCCAUCCUUAACCCCAUCCUGGGUCAGGAAAAGGUGAAAGCGAUUUUCAUUCCAGAGCCCUUUUUCCCUCAGGCUUCUUUUCCUUGGAUGCCAGUGUUUGUGGUGAGCCUGACCAUGCUGAUGCUCCUCAGCUUAGGGCCUGGCUGUUUUCUCAAAAAAGAACAUUCAGCAAAGAUGCAGCAGUGGAAGGAUUGGAAGACUCUUCAACAGGCUAAGGAGGAGGAUGAGAAAAAAUGGAAAUCGGCCAACAAGGAGGCAGAUGAACUUCAGAGAGAGCUGGGUAAGUUCUUCUCUCCCUCUGGAACUCUCGGUAUCCUGUUUGGGGAAGACUUUCUAGUUCAUAGUUCACCUCAUUUCCUGUAUGUUGCCUUUCAGAGAGGAGGAAGGAGAUUUAUCACACUGCGGAAUACAGGCAGGAUAGGAGUUUUUGAGAUUAUUGAGGAAGAGAACAGGGUGUUUCUGCUCACUGUCAGGGAUAUGGGUCUUGAGAGACAGAGAAGGGUGCUCCAGGGGAGCAAGGAGAUCUGGGAACCAAAUGUGUGA